Molecule: messenger RNA, 1127 nt
Organism: Budorcas taxicolor (takin)
Lineage: Eukaryota; Metazoa; Chordata; Mammalia; Artiodactyla; Bovidae
Gene: CA11
Product: carbonic anhydrase 11
Exons: 9
Coding region: 41-1027 (328 amino acids)
Molecular function (GO): zinc ion binding; carbonate dehydratase activity
Source: RefSeq, a predicted model, not a curated record
CCGGGACAUUGGGAAGGGGUCACCCCGAGGCCUCUUGGGGAUGGGGGCUGCACCUCGUCUGAGCGCCCCUCGGGUGUUGGCACUCUGGGCCGCACUGGGAGCGGCAGCUCACAUCGGACCCGCACCUGACCCAGAGGACUGGUGGAGCUACAAGGAUAAUCUCCAGGGAAACUUCGUGCCAGGACCUCCCUUCUGGGGCCUGGUGAACGCAGCCUGGAGUCUCUGUGCCGUGGGGAAGCGUCAGAGCCCCGUGGAUGUGGAGCUGAAGAGGGUCCUCUAUGACCCCUUUCUGCCCCCUCUGAGACUCAGCACCGGGGGAGAGAAGCUCCGUGGAACUCUGUACAACACCGGUCGCCAUGUCUCCUUCCUGCCUGCACCCAGGCCUGUGGUUAAUGUGUCUGGGGGGCCCCUCCUUUAUAGCCACCGACUCAGUGAACUGCGGCUGCUAUUUGGAGCACGUGAUGGAGCUGGCUCUGAACACCAGAUCAACCAUCAGGGUUUCUCUGCUGAGGUGCAGCUCAUCCACUUCAACCAAGAACUCUAUGGGAACCUCAGUGCCGCCACCCGGGGCCCCAAUGGCCUGGCCAUUCUCAGCCUCUUUGUCAAUGUGGCUGGUAGCUCAAACCCGUUCCUCAGCCGCCUCCUUAACCGUGACACCAUCACCCGCAUCUCCUAUAAGAAUGAUGCCUACUUUCUUCAAGACCUGAGCCUGGAGCUUCUGUUCCCCGAGUCCUUUGGCUUCAUCACCUAUCAGGGCUCUCUCAGCACCCCACCCUGCUCGGAGACUGUUACCUGGAUCCUCAUUGACAGGGCCCUCAAUAUCACCUCCCUCCAGAUGCAUUCCCUGAGACUUCUGAGCCAGAAUCCUCCGUCCCAGAUCUUCCAGAGCCUCAGCGGUAACGGCCGGCCCCUGCAGCCCUUGGCCCACAGGGCCUUGAGGGGCAACAGGGACCCCCGGCACCCCGAGAGGCGCUGCCGAGGCCCCAACUACCGCCUGCAUGUGGAUGGUGUCCCCCAUGGUCUCUGAGACUCCCCAUCGAGGACUGCGCCUGCCUUUCCCAAGCCUCCCCACGAGGGGAGGGGAGUCACCCCCAAAACAAAGCUAUUAAAGGGACAGAAUACUUCCU